AAGAGAGUUUCUUUAUCAUCUGAAAAUGUAAAUAACCUUGUGUGUCUUAGCAACUGGCUUGGUGCAGAGGAGUAAAUAGGUUACACACCUAAAAUAUAUCUGUCCAAUCUGGUGGGAAGAAAAAUCUGGACCACUGACCUGUGAGGAACCAGAGUGUUUACUAGACGUGAGGAUGAGAUGCAUCACUGAUUCCCUGAGGAUGGAGCACGACAGGAGUCAGAUGUCUGAGAGGAUCCUAAAUCUCACCCUGGAGAUCAUCUACCUGCUGACUGGGGAGGAUUACACCAUAGUGAGGAAGAUAUCUGUUGAGUGUGAAAUACCAAGCAGCAGUCCUAUUGUGUCAGGAGGACUGAGCAGGAUCCAGAGCCCCAUCACGGUGCCUCCACCUCACUCACUGAUACAUGAGAGAGACAAUGACCAGAAGAUCCUGGAACUCACCAACAAGAUCAUUCAGCUGCUGACUGGAGAGGAGGGGAAGUAUAUAGAGGAUCACAGGGGUCUGUACAAGGACGUGAUGAUGGAGAAUCACCGGCCCCUCACAUCACUGGAUGGGCCCAGCAACAGAGAUACCCCAGAGAGAUGUCCCCGUCCUCUGUAUUCCCAGGAUUGUACAGAGGAGAAUCACAGGAUCCCACAGGAGGAUCAGGGUGAAGAUCUGACUAAUAUAAAGGGAGAAGAAGAGACGUAUGUGACUGAUAUGAAGGCAGAAGAUACAGAGAGAGAAGAAGAGACAUAUGUGACUGAUAUGAAGGCAGAAGAUACAGAGAGAGAAGAAGAGACGUAUGUGACUGAUAUGAAGGCACAAGAUAUAGAGGGAGAAGAAGAGACGUAUGUGGCUGAUAUGAAGGCAGAAGAUAUAGAGGGAGAAGAAGAGACAUAUGUGACUGAUAUGAAGGCAGAAGAUACAGAGGGAGAAGAAGUGACAUAUGUGUGUCGAAGUCAGAAAAAUGUCUCUAUGCACGAUGCCAUAUUUGCACCGCACACUGGUCCGUGCUGCGCGUGCGUGCGCUCUCCCGUGGAAGCGCAUACCCGCAAUAGCGUGUACUCGCAGGCGCGGUAUGCGUAUUUACGGUAGAGUUUCACGUAAUCGUAGCGUGCGACUCAUUCGUUACAAAUGUUCACAAUUAAUGUAGUUUAUAGAUCAUGGUCCCUUUGGUAGUUUCUGAAAGUUUAGUUAAUAUAGAAGGUCCCUGAGCUGAGGAGUCCCUCUUUGCAUCGUACGAAGGGUCUAACAGGAAUCAUACAGCAGUGUUUGGUACCCAUCGGAAGAGUAUUUAAUUAGCAAUAUUCCGGUGUUGGUUUGGAGCGUAUUAAUCGCUCGUGCGAAUAGUUAUGGACAUAAGAAGUUUAUGUCCAUUUCUAUGAUUUACACAUACUCAGGUAUGCGGCGGGAAACCCAGUUUCCCACCCACCUGAGCUGUUGGAAAUCGUCACAGCCCACCUGUAUGAAUCACCCUAUGACCUUUUGCUAUGAUGUAGGGCCGAAUUCCUUCGGCCAAUGAACAAUGGGAUUGUAGGGACUAUGAGAUUGCAUUGUGUGUGGGGCAUAAAUAGGCAGGCCGACCAUAUCCAAAGUCACUCUCUCAUCAACGGUUAUCUGCUGAUAAUCGGGAGCUGGAUAUCGAGGCGCAGGCGAUCAUACCCUUUGUGCGUAAGUUUUCUCUCCGUAUUCAUUGUCUUUCUGUGAGCCAAUUUCUCUCUCUCUCUCUCCAUCUCUCUCUCUCUUCUUUACUCUUAUAUCUCUCAUAGUAUUAUAGCAUUGUAUUGUAUAGCAUUUAGGUUAGUAUAGUAUUGUCUUUUUGUAUUUAUUGUUUAGUUCUGUGGUUAGGAAGUCUUUGUUAUAUUGUAGUGUAUCAUAUGUACU
Messenger RNA from Pseudophryne corroboree (corroboree frog), 1864 nucleotides. RefSeq lists its product as uncharacterized. Lineage: Eukaryota; Metazoa; Chordata; Amphibia; Anura; Myobatrachidae. The record is from RefSeq and is a predicted model, not a curated record. The coding region runs from base 173 to 1075 and encodes 300 amino acids. The transcript has 6 exons.